ACCAUUGCACUCUAGCCUGGGUGACAGAACGAGACUCCAUCUCAAAUAAUUAUAAUAAUAAUAAUUAAUUAAGGUGGCAGCCAGUCAUAUUUCCAUUGCUUUACUGAGAGAGGUGGGGCCUCCCAGGAUGCAGCCGUGCACAGCCUGGGUGACGGGUGCCCGUGCAGACCUGGCUGUGUUGACUCCCCGGCCCCCGUCGGGUUCCCUGUCAUGCUUCGACUUCGUGGGAGCACAAGUCCAUGUGCUGCUGUUAAAGCCAUCGCCUCCUGCCCGCGGGCUUGCACCCAGCUGAAUUGAUUCUUCAAAGAAACUGUUUGCAUCUGUUUUAAGCCUGUCUCCUUGGGAACCUGCAAUUCUCAGAGCCCACUGGCUUGAAGGCAAAUGCCUUUCAUGGAGGCGGCAGGAAGAAGCUGACAUCCAGCCAGGGCCAAAGAAGGAAAACCACUCAGCGGGAGAGCUGGGGGACAAGACACGAGACAGACCCACAGCGCCACCUCCACCCUCUCCUGCGGCCGGGAGGGAGACUGCUGGGGCCUCGCCGUCUCUCCGGAUGGGUUGCUUGUGGAGAAAGACCUUGUCUGUCUUUCUUGGUUUUGUGACUAUAUAUCUACAUGAGGCUUCAUCGCAAGAAGCCGCCCCAGCGGGGCCCAGGAAACCGUUUUUCGAGAGGCUCCGUAGACUGGAGGAGCAGUUCCGGAGAUUCCAGGCAGUGACCUUGACGCACCUGCAGAGCGUCGCCAGCAACUACAACGUGUCCUACAACGUCGAUGUCCGGUUCCGCAGCCUGGCGGAAGAGAGCCAGGCCGUGGCUCAGGCGGUCAACCAGUCACAGGCCGUGGUGCAGGGGGAGCUGGUGCAGCUCAAGGCCUGGGUGAGGAAGCUGCAGCGCCGAAGCCGGAAGAUAGACAUGCGGCUGCGGGCCUUGGACCUCGCCCUGGGCGAGAGGAGCCAGCAGCAGGCCCGGGAGAGGAAGGCGCACGAGGCUCAGGGGGACGCCCUGCAGGACUCACUGGCACGCCUGGAGGGCCUCGUCCACAGCCAGGGCGCCAGGCUGGCUGCUCUGGAGGGGUGGCUGCCCGUGGCCCACCCUGGCAUCACAGCCUUGGGGCCGGCCCUGGUCCCAGCCCCAACCCAGCCUGGUCUGCUGGGCCCGAGCUCCCUGAAGCUUCAGAGGGACAGGCAGGAGCUCCAAGCUGCAUGCGAGCACAGGGGCCCCCGGCAGGACUCCUCGGCCCCUCUCCAGGGGACUCGGGAGCCCCCAGGCUCAGGCAGCCAUCGGGUACUCAAUGGGACUGCCACGGCCCCAAAAGAUCCUCCACGGCAGGCAUGGUCCCCCCGGGGGCCAGGAGAGAUUUGCGGCGUGGGCCCCACCCUCGUUUUUCCGAACGCCUCCACCAAGAACGUGGUCUUCCUCAGCCCCGGCUUCGUCACUGCCCUGCGAGCCGUGUCCUUCUGCAGCUGGGUCCGCACGGCGUCGGGCCACCUGGGCACCCUCCUGUCCUACGCCACCGAGGACAAUGACAACAAGCUGGUGCUGCACGGCCGAGACUCCCUGCUGCCCGGAUCCAUCCACUUCGUGAUCGGGGACCCGGCCUUCAGGGAAUUGCCCCUGCAGCCGCUGCUGGACGGCCAGUGGCACCACAUCUGUGUCAUCUGGACGUCCACUCAGGGCAGGUACUGGCUCCACGUGGAUCGCAGGCUGGUGGCCACCGGCUCCCGCUUCAGGGAGGGCUACGAGAUCCCCCCCGGAGGGUCCCUGGUGCUGGGCCAGGAGCAAGACAGCGUGGGGGGCGGGUUCGACAGCUCCGAGGCCUUCGUGGGGAGCAUGUCUGGCUUGGCUAUCUGGGAUCGGGUGCUGGUUCCCGGGGAAGUUGCAAACCUUGCCAUUGGGAAAGAGUUCCCAGCAGGUGCCAUCCUGACGCUGGCCAAUGCUGCACUGGCAGGCGGAUUUGUGCAGAGGGCCAACUGCCCCUGUCUGGAGCACUGUCCCUGAGGCCAAGCUGCACAGGGGCCGAGGCCAGCGAGAGGAGCGUGCUCCCAUCCACGUUCCGCCAUCGCCCCCUCCCCCAGCACAUUCUACAAAGGCCACCCCACCCGCCCUGGCUGUGCACACCUGCGUCCUCACAUAGGGGUGCCCGUUCCAUCCUGGGGGUUGGGGUGGUGGACAGGGAGCGAGCAGGGACAGAGCAAGCCUGGGGUCAAGGUGGCCCACAAGCCCGUGUUUCUUCCAUCACCAUGGAGUUCUUACUUCCUGCACUUUCUUCCUUUCUUUUCUUUUCUUUUUUUUUUGAGAUGGAGUCUCACUCUGUCUCCCAGGCAGGAGUGCAAUGGCAUGAUCUUGGCUCACUGCAACCU
This is a messenger RNA of Macaca mulatta (Rhesus monkey), 2355 nucleotides long. RefSeq names its product pentraxin 4 (gene PTX4). The record is from RefSeq and is a predicted model, not a curated record. Lineage: Eukaryota; Metazoa; Chordata; Mammalia; Primates; Cercopithecidae.